AUGAGUGAAAACAUAAAUACAACAGAUACACGUAGCAAUGGUAUUUGUCAAGCAAUAAUUGUAUUUCUUACAUUAUGCUACUUUUUGACAAAUUGCCAUAUAGAUUCUGCCUCGGCUCUUUUUGCCUCGGCGUUUCAGAUCCCUCUGCACAAUACUGGUAUAUACUUUACCAAAUUGUACAGUUUACGGUGUUUACUAAUGGCUACCGGCACACUUUUUGAAUAUAUCACAUACACCCUGGUUGAUACAUUCUCUAAAUCGCCGAAUAAUCGCAUAUACAUUAAUCUGGUCAACUUAUGUUUUCAAUUAGUUACCAGGGUAGUGUUUGCCUGGUUAACACACUGUUCAUCGCAAUUGGCGUAUCACGCCUACAUAGUUCUGGCAAUUGAGGGCUAUAUUUGUGGUUCCUUGACUUCACUUGCAGCAAUUGUUCCAGGGUAUUCAGUUGUGGUAACUUUGGGCUAUAAUUUGUGCAGAGUUUUUAUAUCGUUUGUACAAUUCAUUCUAGAUUUAUUGUGGUAUGGGCGGCCCUUGGUUAUGAUAAAGAUACAGUGUUGGUUAAGCGUCGUCUUGACCGCCCUGGCUGUGGGCUCCUGGGCUUACUUUAUAAAUUCGUUUUGCAACACACCUAAUGCUCAUCGAAAAAAAGGGGAUAUUGUUCAGAAUCCUUCGAGCCCAGGUUCAGAAAGCCCUACAAAUGUUCAAGUUGCAACCUUUUGUGAAACAUUCAUGAAGUGUUUGUCACCCUUCCUCAUGUUUCCUGCUGGGUCCAUUUUCAAGGAUUUCCUCUUCCCAGGGGUCCUUCCCUACGCUCUUUUGCAAAGGGAUAGGUGCCAUAUCAUUAACAAGGUAGUGACCUUAUUGUAUGGAAUAGGGUCAGUAACGCUUUUUGUUCUUGAGAAGGCGGGGGUUUUCGAUAAAUGGAACAGCUUUUAUGAUGGAUUUUGGUUCACAACUAUGCCAGUUACUGUUAUCACAAUAUACACAUUUAUGGCCAUUCACACAAGAAUUCCAUCAGCAAUGAGAAUACGAAAUUCUAAACCCAUAGUGAUGAUCAUGACAUUGAUUCUGAUCGUCUAUUAUAGUUUUUUAUAUGCUCUGAGCUAUGCUGGCGUCCCUAAGGUUGUUCACACUUCAUUUAAUGGGACUAAUAAAAUAGGCAAUAAGAGUGUCAUAACCUGUAACGUGAUAUGUACUAUGCUCUAUAGGUUCUUCUUUUCUAAGAUAGCCGUUGGCUAUAAUCACACGAGGGUUAAUCUAGGAUAUCAUCUACCCAAAUUUCGACCUAUUCACAGGAUGUCGAAAUCAAAUGUGGCCUGGUACUUCAUUAGGAACACAUUCAGGAGGGCUGGGAACGACACCAUCGAAGACUUUAGGAUGAAUAUUAAGGACUACCUGUAA
Molecule: messenger RNA, 1401 nt
Organism: Theileria orientalis strain Shintoku
Lineage: Eukaryota; Apicomplexa; Aconoidasida; Piroplasmida; Theileriidae
Exons: 1
Coding region: 1-1401 (466 amino acids)
Source: RefSeq, a predicted model, not a curated record